Messenger RNA from Mobula hypostoma (lesser devil ray), 3353 nucleotides. Its product is annotated as protein mab-21-like 4. The coding region runs from base 26 to 1375 and encodes 449 amino acids. The transcript has 5 exons. Lineage: Eukaryota; Metazoa; Chordata; Chondrichthyes; Myliobatiformes; Myliobatidae. The record is from RefSeq and is a predicted model, not a curated record.
UCGAGACUGCAAAAAGAUCGUCAACAUGUUGCUGUCAAAGCGGGAUAGUUUGGGUUGGUACCAGAGAUAUUUAUUAGGGAUAAAAUCCCACCAGGACAUGAAGAUUAUUGAAAUACAGAAAUGUGAAGAUAUUCUCUUCACAAUACUUGACAGAGUCCAUCAACAAGACAGCAGAUUCCAGGUAGACUAUUCCAGGGAGCUUGCCUGCUUUGAAUACACUCUCAGGACAGACUUUGAUGAACUAGACAUGGAGGUGCCUCUGAGAUUCAAUGAUUCGUCCUUGAGAAUUGAAGAGAGCUGUGACUCCCCCUAUUCUGUGGAUGGAAUCAUUCAUCAGACCCAUACAAGAAAGGGGUCAGUUUACCUAGCUGUACCAAAGGAAAGUGAAAGCAACUGGCUUGGAAGUGACAUAUUUCACCAGUUUUCUAAAUCAUCCCAGUACAGUGGACAUAUUGUUCCAGGAAAAGUCAUAAGUAUCUUGAAAGAGCUUCUUAAAGGAGCCAUUGUUUACUGUGAGCAGAACUUCUUUCUUAAACCAGGAGAUCUGGAUGCAUCUUUGUUAAAUAUUGACGGUCCCCGGAUAACUCUGCUUCUAAGAAACUUAAUAAAGCCCUUGCGAGUUAAUAUUAUUCCAAUAGUUCGGAGAGCCGUGCAGACAUUUUUGGGGAAUGGAAAUCAGAUUGAGAAAAUCUUUCCAGAGUCACUUAGUCAGGAAACACUCAUGAACAUUGACAUCAGCAAUGCAACUUAUUAUCACUGGAGAUUUUGUUUUGAACGACCAACAAAGAAGUUGCUUGAGAAAGCAGAUGCUGACGGAGGGCAUCGUCUUGAAAGCCUGUGUCUUCUGGACAGAGUUAAGUCCGAUCAUUGGCUUCCAGAGAAAUUCAAGAGAGGACUCACGUUUAAGCAGCUUCAGAUGGUGCUACUCUGGGCCAUGGAGUUUUUUCCAUCUUCAACAGAUUGGGUUGACCUGGAAUCAUCUGUUUAUCGGAUGUUGGUGGUGUUGUUACGGUGCCUUGUGCUCAGGAAUCUCCCCAACUACUUCGUACCUGAGAUCAACGUUUUCCAUGAAGAGUAUCAGCCACAGCUUGAUUUUGACACCAUCUAUAAGAAGGUGGAAGAAUUUGCUGGCUUCCCUGAGAAAAGCCUCCAGAUACAUUUGACCCACCUCCUCCCCAUGCAGCACCGGCAUGUCGACAGUUACGUUAAAAUGUUGCUGCAAAUCCAGGACGCUGAAGGUCUUUACUGGAAUACAGCUUACUUUGACAUUAUUCUGAACAAGUUUCAGGUUUACCAUGUCCAGGAUCCUGACAGAAUUGGAGCCAUGCAACUCGUCUGGUCCAAAACUACCAAACUAGUGAAUGAUUCAUCGUAGCCAUGAACAACCUUCGUCAGCCGAGAACAAAGUUGAUCAUGACCCACGAAGGUGGUUCAGUUUGACUGAUCACGGAAGGCAACACGUCCACAUAUUUUACAGAUCAGAUUAAAAACAAGGCACAUUACUACAGCUGGCACCUCUUACCCUCAGCCAUAGUUACAAAAGAAUGCACCCCACGUGGAGCGUACCACACCCCUAUGGCCACUCUUUCUAUACAAUGAAUCACAAAAGCUCUUAAAACAAUGCUUACUAUAUUUGAACAAAUGAUUAAAGAUAUCAGGAGGUAUGAUGACUUCCAAUCCCUGUCCCUUCACUACAUGGUUUAUACUCAUGCUGAUAAAUCCAAACUCUGUAGUUAUGUCCACACUUUGAAAAGCAAACUGCAAUCUCUUUAUAUAAUGGCCCGGCUUGUACGUGUGAAAUUUUACAUCGAUCAGUUUGAAUUUCUACACUCAAUUUAUAAAACACCCGAGAGUACCUUAAACAAAUCCACGACUUGCAUCGUUGAGGAACAGAGAAGUACUUGCCAAAUAGGUUCCUCUAAAAAAAAUGUCCCUUCAACCUAAACCAUUGUUCCCCAUCUACCAUAAUGGACAGAGCUCUUAAUCACAUUUCAUCUAUUCCCCACAAUUACCUUCUCCAUCCCCACCACUUUCUUGUUUUAUGAUGCAGGAGAUGCAAGUUAUCAAUCCUUUCACCUCUUUCCUUCCCACCAUUAAAGGGCCAGGCAGUCCUUCCAGCCAGUGGUUCACUUGCAUUUCUUUCAUUUGGUGCACUCCAUUUGGUGUUCUUAAUGGGUUCCCUGAGUUACAGACUGGGCCAUCAGUUUGUGGAACACUUGCACUCAUUUCCCAGGAGUGACACUGUUUGUAUGGUUCCCUACCAUUUUAAUCCUCCAUCCCAGUCUCACUCUAACCUGUCUGUAGCCUCCUAUACUGUUAAAACAAACUUGAGGAAAAACUGGUCUAUCAUCUAGUCAUAUUGCAGACUGCAGGACUCAUGAUCCAAUUCUCCACCUUCAGGUAGCUUAUAUUCUCUGCCUGUAUCAAGAUUGGCCAUUUCUGCUCUAAGCCAUACAUCUGUGAUAUUGACUCAGUCUGUUUUUCUCUUCACUGAUACGGCCUGACUUACUGGACAUCAAUAACAACCCUCAUCUAUCCAUGUUACUUGGCCUCAUCCUAUCACAGAUAUUCCUUGUGUCCUAUCCAUUACUCUCCCACCUUCUCUGUGUUUUUCUCUUUUCCAAUGCUGAUGAAGCGUCUUUGACCUGAAAUAUUAAAUCUCUUUCUCUUAGGUGCUGCCGGAUCUAUUGUUUCCAGCAAUUUUUUUUCGUAUUUGUUUUGUAUUUCUAGUAUUUAUAGCUUUUUUUAUUUCAAGUGUUUGAGCCUGUUUUGUAUGUAACUGUACAAGAAUUGACAUUCAGGGGCAAGUUAUCUAUUGCCAGGCAAGCUUAAGUUACUUCUCUUCUCUGUAGUUACUGUACAUAUACAGGUGCUGUCACUGUGAUACAUAAACUAUCUAGUACUUCUUUUGUGUAUAUUGUACAUAUGUAUAUAAGAACUGUCUUCUAUCCUGUUGCACAUCAUGAUGAUAGAAUGAAAUGUUUCCUUUAAGCUAAGUACACUGUAUACAUUGAGAAGCCAUCCCUAUGGCUCUCACAAUCUGUAUGGCAUCAGGUAGAAAUGAACUGUUCCUUGUUAUUUUUUAUGUCUUAUAUAUAAUUGUGUCCUAAAUGUAAUGAUUGAAGCUUCAUUGCUUUGAACCUUGGAAUCACACAAGGAAAGCUGUGAGAAUGAGGAGAGCUGCUCUAGUUUGGAAUCUGUUGGUUGAAACUGUGUAAUGUCAACUUUGGUGCACACUGUUAAAAUUAUUGAUGAUUAGAUGGAACACCUAUCUCAUUCCUUGCAGUAUUAACACCUUCAGUGUUCUUGGAUGAUUAACAGUUAGACUAUGGUUAGAAAUGACAAGAUUGAGC